Chelonoidis abingdonii (Abingdon island giant tortoise) is the source of this 2503-nucleotide messenger RNA. RefSeq names its product SRY-box transcription factor 13 (gene SOX13). The record is from RefSeq and is a predicted model, not a curated record. NCBI's taxonomy places the organism in Eukaryota, Metazoa, Chordata, Testudines, Testudinidae. Gene Ontology annotation, cellular component: nucleus. Gene Ontology annotation, biological process: regulation of transcription by RNA polymerase II; cell fate commitment. Gene Ontology annotation, molecular function: RNA polymerase II cis-regulatory region sequence-specific DNA binding; DNA-binding transcription factor activity, RNA polymerase II-specific.
AGGGGAUGUACAGUCUAACAUGGGUUAACUGGAGGAAAUUAAGAAAAAGAAAAUUUGGGCUGCCUAUCCUAAUAGUGAAAUCUGUUGUAUUGAUAAUAGAUGUGUAGCUCCUUUCAUCUGAGCUUUGUUAAGGCCAGUUCCCAGCUGGUGUCGUUCAAUGUAGAGUAGUUCCAUCAACUUCAGUGGAGUUAUGCAGACUUUCAACAGUAAUGGAUCUCAUCCUUAGAACUUCACAACACCCCAGUGAGGAUGUCCAUGAGGAACCCUGUUUCUCCCCACCUGGAACUUGAUGGAGCCGGGAGCAUGGUGAACUGCACCAUCAAGACGGAAGAGAAGACAGAUAGCUGCCAUGAGUCCCCUCAGGGAGCACCCACUGGCUCUGAUCCCCACUCCAGUGAUUUGCAUGGAGUGCCACUGUCUCUGAGAGAGAGUGCUGACCCCCGGACUCUUCCACAGGAAUCCCGGUCUCCUGUGAGCAAUGCUUUAGAUUCCAGGAGGUCUGCGUUUGAGCCUGCUGUCAGCAGCCAGGAAAAGUUAGACUUCAACAGAAACUUGAAAGAGGUUAUGCCAACCAUUGAGAAGUUACUCUCCAGUGACUGGAAAGAAAGACUUCUGGGUAGAAACACCAUGGAAUCCAAAGAGGUGAAAGGAACCCAGGAAAGCUUAGCGGAGAAGGAGCUUCAGUUGCUUGUCAUGAUCAACCAGCUCUCCACCUUGCGGGACCAGCUUCUGACGGCUCAUUCGGAGCAGAAGAACAUGGCAGCCAUGCUGUUUGAGAAGCAGCAGCAGCAGAUGGAGCUGGCUCGGCAGCAGCAGGAGCAGAUUACCAAGCAGCAGCAGCAGCUCAUUCAGCAGCAGCACAAGAUUAACCUGCUGCAGCAACAGAUCCAGCAGGUCAAUAUGCCCUAUGUCAUGAUUCCAGCCUUUCCUCCCAGCCACCAGCCUCUCCCUGUGACCCCAGACUCCCAGCUAGCGCUUCCCAUCCAACCCAUCCCUUGCAAACCAGUGGAGUACCCCAUGCAGCUUCUGCACAGCCCUGCCCCUCCGACGCUGAAGAGACCCGCCGGCUCAGGCCACCUCCAGAUGCAGGAGUCUUCACAGCCACUGAACCUAACGGCCAAACCCAAAAACUCUGAGCUCUCCAGUGCCUCCAGCUCACCCAGCCUGAAGAUGAGCAGCUGCCGAUCCCUCACUCCUAACCACGGGGUCACGAGAGACCUUCAGUCCAGCCCUCCCACUCUGCCUCUGGGAUUUCUGGGAGAGGGGGACGCCAUCACUAAAGCGCUCCAGGAUGCACGGCAGCUCCUGCACUGCCACAGUGGGGCGACGGAGAGCUCUCUCAAUAAUCCCUACCGGAAGGACCAAAUGGGCUUGGAUUCCUCACCCACAAAGGAGCGGAUGGAGGAGACAUGCAUGCACAGACUGGACGAGUCCAUGUUAACCUGCGAUAUGGAUGGAUCACGACACUUCCCCGAGUCCAGGAAUAACAACCACAUAAAGCGGCCCAUGAAUGCUUUCAUGGUGUGGGCCAAGGACGAGAGGCGGAAGAUUUUGCAGGCCUUCCCGGAUAUGCACAACUCCAGUAUCAGCAAGAUCCUGGGGUCCCGGUGGAAAUCGAUGACGAACCAAGAGAAGCAGCCCUAUUACGAGGAGCAGGCGCGGCUGAGCCGGCAGCACCUGGAGAAGUAUCCUGACUACAAAUACAAGCCGCGGCCAAAGCGCACCUGCAUCGUGGAGGGGAAGCGGCUGCGCGUGGGCGAGUACAAGGCACUGAUGAGGAACAGACGGCAAGACACCAGGCAGAGCUACUUGAUAGCGCCCCAGAGCAGUCAGAUGCAAGCCUCUUCAUCAGAUGUCCUGUACCAGAGGCCAAUGGGCAUGCAGCUGGCUCCACCACUAGUGGAGCACUACCUGCCCCGCAGCAUGGACCCCAACAUGCCCGUCAUCGUCAACACACGCAGCCUCAAGUCGCAAGAGGGUGACGGUGGGGAGGACGGGCACUCGGUGGCGGAUGGCGAGAUGUACCGGUACAGUGAGGACGAGGACUCCGAGGGCGAGGACAAGAGCGAUGGGGAGCUGGUGGUGCUCACAGACUGAGCAGACUGCGGGGGCAGGGUGGGGCGCGCAUGUGUGAAGUGGGGAGCAGAAGCAGAUUUUGCAGCAUUCCCCCAUGUGGGGCUGGAACUGAAGACCUGACUGAAUGGGGAGGAGGUGGGAAUAGGGGCUUAGGGAGAACUGCCAUCACAGCAUGGCUCCCUGAUCUAGGAAGUGACUAGACUCAGGGGGUCGCUGGCGAACCCCUCUGCAUGCAGAGCUCUUUGCAGCAGGGCCGCCCUGCCCCCCCCCCGAAUGGCCUGGCAUGCAGGGCUGUGCUGGAUGGCUAUACUGGUGUGCAGGGGACAAUGGGAAGUGUGCGUGCCAACGCACAUGGCAUGGGAGCAGCCCCUGGCUCACUCACACGCCCAGAAGGAAGAGGUGCCGGCUCCACUGUGCAGUGCAUCUA